Oncorhynchus kisutch (coho salmon) is the source of this 872-nucleotide messenger RNA. It is a transcript of the gene rps16, whose product is annotated as ribosomal protein S16. Gene Ontology annotation, biological process: maturation of SSU-rRNA from tricistronic rRNA transcript (SSU-rRNA, 5.8S rRNA, LSU-rRNA); translation. The record is from RefSeq and is a predicted model, not a curated record. Gene Ontology annotation, molecular function: structural constituent of ribosome; RNA binding. Gene Ontology annotation, cellular component: cytosolic small ribosomal subunit; ribosome. The transcript has 6 exons. Lineage: Eukaryota; Metazoa; Chordata; Actinopteri; Salmoniformes; Salmonidae. Bases 391 to 831 code for a protein of 146 amino acids.
AUAAAUAUUUUUCAGUCAGACCGUAUUUAUAUUUUUUUGUAUUUUUUUUCUGACAGACAAUGUUUAAUUAAUCAGCCAUAAUUAAUUGCGACAAUGUAAUUUUGCAAAAAUGUAAAUUCAUGGGCCAAAUUGACAUUAUGAGUAAAUUAAUGAAACAUGUGAAAUACAAAUAUUUUACUUAAAUUAUCAAAAUACAUGAUACAUUUUGUUGCUACAAAAUAAAAAUGAAUUGUGGAGAAGUUUCAGACCAGAUUAUCGGCUUUUUCUCUCUGCCUGCAAUUGUCGUAAAUGCAUUGCAAAGCCACAAACUGUCGUGCUACUGCCCCUGAUUUUCGGUGUUUGAAACCCCAUUUCGGUCUUUUCGUACGGCACUAAAGCUGAAGACGAAACAUGCCGGCCAAAGGUCCUCUGCAAUCUGUCCAGGUUUUCGGACGCAAAAAAACAGCCACUGCUGUUGCUCACUGCAAGAGGGGGAAUGGCCUUAUCAAGGUGAAUGGCAGACCCCUUGAGAUGAUUGAGCCAGCCACACUCCAGUACAAGCUGCUGGAGCCAGUGCUGUUGCUGGGCAAGGAGCGUUUUGCUGGAGUUGACAUCCGAGUCCGGGUGAAGGGUGGCGGACAUGUAGCACAGAUCUACGCUAUUCGUCAGUCCAUCUCCAAAGCCCUGGUCGCAUACUACCAGAAAUAUGUGGAUGAAGCCUCCAAGAAGGAGAUCAAGGACAUCCUGAUCCAGUACGACAGGACCCUGCUGGUUGCCGACCCUCGUCGCUGCGAGUCCAAGAAGUUCGGUGGACCAGGAGCCCGUGCCCGCUACCAGAAGUCUUACCGUUAACCUCAGUACAUUUUCAUGUAAUAAAGUUGAGGGAGAAAAUA